Messenger RNA from Dermacentor silvarum, 3879 nucleotides. Its product is annotated as trimeric intracellular cation channel type 1B.1. Gene Ontology annotation, cellular component: membrane. Gene Ontology annotation, molecular function: potassium channel activity; identical protein binding. The record is from RefSeq and is a predicted model, not a curated record. Lineage: Eukaryota; Metazoa; Arthropoda; Arachnida; Ixodida; Ixodidae. Gene Ontology annotation, biological process: potassium ion transmembrane transport. The transcript is spliced from 6 exons. The coding region runs from base 111 to 965 and encodes 284 amino acids.
GUCCGGCUAGUAGCAGCCAGCCCCGCUGCGCGUUCUAUUUACGAUUUCCGCACGAAUCCCGAACGGCGAGCGGGCGCUCCGGCACCCCCGAAGUUGCAAAGGACUUAAAAAUGGAUCCCGAAAUGUUUCUCGAUGUCGCCAACCAGGUGGCAAAGCUCAAAAUGUACCCGUACUUCGACAUUGCCCACUGUAUAAUCACCUGCCUGUACCUGCGCGAGGACUUAGGAGCCGGUUCCCAGCUGUUCUCGAGGAAGCACCCAAUGUCCUGCUGGAUAUCGAGCAUGUUUUCCAUUUUCGCUGGCGGGAUCUUGUCAGCAUUUCUGCUGGGUGAACCUGUCCUGGGAGCCCUCAAGAACAACCAGCAGAUACUGCUUGCUACUGCAGUGUGGUACGCCAUCUUUUACUCGCCCUUUGACAUCGUGUACAAGAUAUGCAAGUUCUUCCCCUGCAAGCUUGUGAUUGCACUGAUGAAGGAGGUCACGAGGUGCAAGAAAGUUCACGACGGUGUCAUGCACGCUGCCAAGAUCUAUCCCAACAGCUACCUCAUCAUGGUCAUCAUUGGCGUUGUCAAAGGUAACGGGUCAUCAUUUCUCAAAAUCUUCGAGCGGCUACUCCGAGGCUUCUGGACUCCAGGAGCCAUGGAGAUCAUGCAGCCUAGCUUCGCUACAAAAGCAUGCCUGGUGGCCUCGGUGAUCUUCGUGCUGGACAAAAAGACCGAGUUCGUCUCCGCUCCACACGCACUCGUCUACCUGGGCAUUGUGGUGUUCCUGCUCUACUUCAAGCUGUCGGCCAUGCUCCUGGGCAUCCACGACCCGUUCCUGCCCUUUGAGAACCUCUUCUGCGCAGUCUUCCUGGGUGGAGUCUGGGACGCCCUGGGACGGGCGCUUACUUCCAGCCGUGGUGGUGAGGGCAAGACGGAUGCUGCCAAGAACGGAAAAUCCGAAGCCACCAAAAAAAAGGACUGACGUCGCGGCCCCUUCCCACCCUCUGCGUGUCGUGUUCACUGCGAGACGUCACUGUUUCCUCCCUCUUUUUUCCAAUUUCCUCCAGAGACACACCAGCGACAAAACAAGGUUGUGUGUGUGUGUGCAAAUGGGGUCUACCGCUGCACAAGCGAGUUUUCUCUGCUGACAAGCGCCGGACUCUUGUUGGAGAAAAGGGAGCCAGGGGAGUCUCAUCAAGGAAGAAUCGCAAGAGUGUGUGCCUUGUUUUGUGUUUGUUGGGUUCAUUCUGUUGCUGUCGUCUUCUGUGAUUGUUGAACGCACACCCACCCGGUGAUUUGGACAAACUUCCCGCACAAACUUCCGUUUUAUUUACAUCUUUUUAUACAAGAUGCAAGUGACAUCUUCGAGUCUUUUAUUUCAAAGCCCAGUUCUACACACGUUGCUGUGUCUCUUGCUUGAAGGACUGAAGGUGGUGCUUGGUUGGGGCAAAGGCGGUGGUUUUAAAUGUUGUCACACUAUCGUGUCACCUGCAGUUUUUUUAGCAUUUUCUCACUGAAUGGAGCAUGUUCUAGGCUAGUCUGUAUUAAAGGGCCGUAUACUAUGUCUACUUAACUGGCAUCUGCUCAAAAUAAGCUCUCCUUGAUUGUCAAAAGUUGCACUUACUGUUCCCUAUUCUGUGUUUGAGAAUUUUGUUUUACGCCUUCUAAACUGCAUUUUACACACAAUGACGCAUAUGAAAAUGUAUUGUUUUCAGCCUUGAGAUUUACCUCUAGCGUUCAGGUGGCUGUAUGGCGCAGGUUCCUGGUGCUUAAUAUAAUGUUCACAUAACUUAUAGUAAACUCUAGGCCUGUUUUACCUCUAGGAAAUCCCAUCUUCCUGUACAUUUAUGAAAAUGAACAAUUUUUAUAAGUACUAUUUGCAUUACAGCUGAAUGAACACACCUCUGUGUGUAUAUAUAUAUAUGUAAUGUUUCAUAUAGAGCACUGUGUAGUAUACACGUUGAAGGUUAAAGUUAGGUUAACACAUACUACGCCAGUUUUACAUGGUUAUAUUUUGCAGCUUUUGAGAUAAGCCAUCAGCACGUGUGACUGGCAAGUGUGUUUUGGAGCGAUGCGACUGAAUUGAAAGACGAAGAAUUAGCUGACAAGUGCCAAAACUAUACCCCAAGAGGCUCAGACUGUGUAGCCUUUUGGGCACGACUGGCGGACCAGCCCGUCACGUCGCAGUGGGUCAGUAGUUACAACAUUCUGCUACUGAGCGGAUGAUCAUAGAUUCAAUUUCCAACCUUGGAGGCCAAAUUUUAAUGGGACGUCAUGACAAAAUGCAGGCCAUGUAUUGAGACUUGGGUGCCUGUUAUGGUUACCUGGUAGCCUUUUUUUUUUUUUUUUUGCAGAGUGUAGUUGAGGCACAGGUUUGGGAAGAAAAAAUUCGGUCAGAAAGUGGUUGGCAGGCCACAGUCAUGUUUGAUAGGCAGCGACUGGGGAUGGGAUAUGUGGCAGUAUGUUUACUGGACACUCUUGUCACAGUUCCAAAUGAAGCAGGCUGCCACUCCCUACAGGGACAAGGGCACCCAUUUAUAAACCAGACAUGGCCACUUCAUGGGCUACGAAUUCACACUGCAGAUAUGGUGUCAGAUUUGUCAAAGCUGCCCCUUAGAGCCUGGUUUUCUGCCAGCAUCGUGGUGGCAACAAAAGCCUCUGGGCGUUAAUAAACGGGGCUGCAGUUCUUGGCUCGGACUUGGCUACAAAGCGUUCGCAAGCUCGGCUCUGUCCAUUUUUAAGUCCUUUAAGAACAUCAGCGACCACAUGAAGUCCCAGCGCCGAGAUGAACAAAAAAUAGAGCAGAGCUAUGCGAAAGCUUGCAAUGAGAAUUGCUCAUGUAACCGUUCAGCCAUACUAUAAGCAGAUGAAGUUUGUUCAGCACUAGGAGUUUUUUUUUUAAUUUUUAAUUUAUUUUGCCAUUCAGUCCAGUAAACGAUGACUUUAUUUACAGAGUUUUUUAGCGUUGGCUCAACAAUGAAAGUUCACAGAAGAAAUGAUGAUGUCCUACGGCACAUGUGCCCGUUUCACAGCCUUGAAAGUCGUACACAUUAUGUGUGAGGGGUAUAACAAAGUCUGAAAUACCUGUUUUUCUUUCGCAUCAGUGGCCAAGUAUUGUGUCUUUAUGCUGACCUGGUAUUUUAGCCUGAAGUGAAUAAGACUAUACACUUGUUCGAACAGUGUUCAUUGAGAUUUUGAAAUUUGAAGCCUUCAAGGGCUUAAUGUAUGCAACAUUUUAUACUUGUAGAUCAAGUCUGCAAACAUGCACAUUUGUUCAGCGAGAUUUCCUUCGUAUUCCAGUGUAAUUGUAGGGCGACAUGUGCAAUACUUCUUACAUGCUGCAUCUUCAGUAUGGAUGUUGGCAUUGCAGCAUGCUCUUUACGCGUAAGAAAAAAAUUGUGGUGCACUGUUACAAUUAGCACUUGAAAACCGAGUGUGUUGGUGCUGCUGUUUCACGUACUAGCGCAGCCAUUGAUUUGAUAGCACAUCAUUGUAAUGAAGCCUGGCAGCAAGUUAGCGGCACCUGCCACUUUUUGCUGUUCUCAACUGUUAAAGCUGAGCAAAAAAUUGUUGUGUUUUGCUCCCAUAGUGUCUACCUUCACAUGGAAAAUUGUGUGCACCAAAUUUAGGAGGACACAGCAGGCUUCCAUACCGACGACAGCUCACUUGCACAGUUGCAAGUUGACACACUGCACACAUGAAAUAGGCUGAACGCAAAGUGCAGUGCUUAAGGUGUUCCUCUGACAGGGAUAGUGUUGCUAGUCCUUUUUUCUUGCUUUUUGUUAUCCUUAAAAUGUUUCAGACAAGGGACUGUUUUCCUUACGGAUCACUUUUCAGGGUUGUAGGCAUUGAGAAAGCCAAUAAAAGGCAUAAAAUAAAUGAUGUUCACCUUCCUA